CGUCUGUGAGCGCACUCCCGCUGCCUUUAUCCGAGGUUAAGUGAGAGAGGAGGAGAGGGAAAUGGGUUUGGUUUAGCUUUGGUGGAUGUAGAGAUGGGAAAUAGGUGGAGAAAACUUGCUCUCCUUUUGCUCCUUGCUCUGUUUCUUCUUCUUCUAGUGGUGCAGUCGAUUGGCGCCAAUGAUUCAGCUCGCAUGCAGGAAACAGCAGGAGAAAACAAAACGACCGCCACCAGACGGUCAAGUGGUGGCGGUUCGCAUGGAGGGCAUGGUGGUUCAUCUGGUAAUGGUGGUGAUGGAGCCUCAGAUGGCACUUCCAACACACCUGAUGGAAGGGUAAUCCCAGUGAUUGGAGGGGGUCUGGCUGCUCCAAGGAAUGGAGCUGCCGCUGGCCACCGGAGGCAUAAUGCAGCGAGCAGCACCCACAGCUGCUGCCUUCCCAUUGUGCUCACUUCUACUGCACUUGGAGUCGUCUUUCUGGCUUUGUAAAGAGAUAUGCAAAGACACCUAAAUAUAUACAAGAUGCUCUGUAUGCUGUCAACGUAAUUUUAGAAAUCAUGUAACAAUUUGUAUAACUUAUAAUAUUUUUUUUUAUUAAUAUAAUCCUAUAUCAACUUAUAUUA
Phoenix dactylifera (date palm) is the source of this 620-nucleotide messenger RNA. Lineage: Eukaryota; Viridiplantae; Streptophyta; Magnoliopsida; Arecales; Arecaceae. The record is from RefSeq and is a predicted model, not a curated record.